This is a messenger RNA of Entamoeba invadens IP1, 813 nucleotides long. RefSeq lists its product as hypothetical. Bases 1 to 813 code for a protein of 270 amino acids. The transcript has a single exon. The record is from RefSeq and is a predicted model, not a curated record. NCBI's taxonomy places the organism in Eukaryota, Evosea, Mastigamoebida, Endamoebidae.
AUGUCGUCUUCAUUUUUCGCUGGGCACAACAAGAUCAUCGGUAUGGUCCACGUCCACGCACUUCCGGGAACCCCAAGCUACCAACCAACCGCUCGUAGAAUUAGAGGAAUCAUCGACAAAGCGGUUGAAGAAGCAUCACUCUACAAACAAUGUGGGUUGGACACGAUCAUUAUUGAAAACAUGCACGACGUCCCUUACUUGAACGCAACCGCCGGACCAGAAAUCACGUCCGCAAUGAGCAUUGUCGGAUACGAAAUUAAACGACAGAUGAGCAACUUGAGAGUUGGCGUGCAAAUUCUUGCUGCUGCGAACAAACAAGCCAUCGCAAGCGCUUUUUGCUCAGGAUGUGACUUCAUUAGAGCCGAGGGUUUUGUCUUUGGACACGUUGCCGACGAAGGAUACAUCGACUCUAAUGCUGGGGAGAUUUUGAGAUACAGAAAGAUGAUUGGCGCAGACGACGUCCUCGUAUUCACUGAUAUAAAAAAGAAACACUCGGCCCACGCGAUCACCGCCGAUGUUUCACUUACUGAUACUGCCAAAACAGCACAAUACUUCUUAUCUGAUGGCCUCAUUGUAACAGGAACAUCCACCGGUGUAAAAACAGACCCACAAGAAGUGAGAGACGUCAAGAAAGCUGUCACCAUCCCUGUCUUGGUAGGGUCUGGUGUCACCCCAGAGAAUAUUAAUGAAUAUCAGUUGUCGGCAGAUGGUAUCAUUGUUGGAUCGUAUUUCAAAGUCGACGGAUUCUGGAAGAACGAGCUUAGCAAGGACAGGAUCUUAAAACUUUUGUCUGCUGUGAACGACAGCCAAUGA